AUGACGAUAGCGGUGAAGACGACGAAGAUGAGGAUUGUGAUUUUGUGUGGGAAAGAUCUGCUUUUGACGCUUUUGAAAGCAUGGAAGAUGAACAAUGACACUGUGCAGGCAACUUUAAAUGGUAUUUUGCAGGAAAUGGGUGGAGAAAUUGUUGAAUUGCCUUGCAAGUUUGAAGACGAUACUGACACUCAACUCAAUGAUUGUGACGAUGAUAGUCAGGUAUCUAGAUGUACCUACACAUUUACCUUCUCAAGAUUUAAUAACAAGAUUUUGUCUGAAAAAGAGAUUGCAUUUGGUACAGUUGUUCAGACGAAACCGUCACUGUACUCGUAUUUUUGUGGGGAAUUAUUUAGGCAAAGAACAAUCGCUUGGCGUGUGCUAACAGAAACUGAGUCAACCGUUACCAUGUAUGCAUAUCAUUGCGAAUCUGGCGACUUUUUGCCCACUGUGUUUGUUCACGCAUCUGUCAAAGUAAUAGCACAAGAAUGCACUUUUAGUUGUACGUGCCUAACAUUUUCAACAAAUCUCUCGCCAAACGAAAAUGCUACAACAUCUACCUGCUGUCAUUGCCAAUUAUUGAAGGAAUUGCAUGUCGGCGAAGUUUCAACAUCCUUCGUCAAUAUGUCAAAAUUAAAAGAAGCGAAACAAUUACAUCAAGUUAAAGUGUUAAAACUUCCCUCAAAGGACGGCACUGACAAGUUCUCUGUAGCGGUUGAUGGUGUUCAAACUGAAUUCGUGACAUUGUUUCAUGUAUCUCGAACCGGAAAGACUAUCGUAAGGUGUCAUUCGUCAAGAUGUCAACGGGAGCAAGGUUCUUGUAGAGAUAUCAAGCGACUCUCGAGCAAUGCUGCACUUUGUCCUCAUUUGUCUGCGUUUCGAUCGUUUUAUACUCAACAAGUACGCCUCUCUUGCGAAGAGCUUGAUGUAAAUAGUGAAGAGGAGGAUAAUUUACAUGAAGAUGUCGAAGAGGACUACACACUCAUGGAGGCCGAUUGGGGAAAGGUAUUUGAUGUUGACACUGGACUGUGGAAUUUUGCACCGUCUUCUCCGAGUCAAGAAACAGUCGACGUAAAUCGUUAUAGCGAAAAAAACAUAUACGACGUAAGAAAACGAUGGAGUACAGGUUUGACAGAACUGGUGUUUGUUCCCGACAUAGGUUCAAACAAAUGUGAAGCUGGUUGGACUUCCUCUGAAAAUGAAAACGGUGUUGUUGUAUUUUCACACUAUAGCAAUCUAUUUACAGACAGAGGUGUGCGAAAAUGUAAAAUUUACCGUCGGACUUGUUUACUCAACAAUUGUUCAAAGCGAUGGGAUGGUGCGAGUGAUUCGAUAUUUCAAUUGUCACAUGCUACCUGUGCUGGAUAUGAGUUAGGUUGGCAGUUUGUUGACAGUGUUGUCAAUUCAAAAAUGACAUUUAGCGGUUUUGUUUCCUGCUGUCAAGAAAAAUGUAAAAUACUUGACUCAUACUUCAUGAAUGUUAACACAUUUAUUAAUUGGUUUUUUGGCUGGGCAUCCAGAAUGCGUAUCGAUUUUCGUCAACUUUGUCCUGGAUGUGAUGGGCCUUCCCCGUUUCUAGCAUGUGAUGGCACUAAGAUUGGUUUGACAUUCAAAAAUUUAUGUGUCGAACCGAUUGAAAAGGCAACAAAGGAAGCACCAACAAAUGUAAAAAAAAGAAAAUAUCGAUUGGAUUACGUCAAGCGUAUGUGGCAGUAUUUAAACUGUUAUCCUACGAUUCAUGCAUCGAUGCCUUAAUCCCGUUAAAAAUUUGUGACGAAUUUAUGGCAUUUCUAGAAUUAUGUGAACUAAAUUCUAGUACGGACGAAUUAAAAAUCAGUUUUAUACAAAAAAUGCGCCAUUACAACUGCGAAAUCGCUACGUUGCUGUCUGUGACUGAACCGGGAACAGAUGUUAUCCAACUUUUCUUUUAUUGCUGCACCCUAGUAAAAAAAGUACACGAAGACAAUAAUGACGCGGUUGCUGCUGCUCCAUUGGAAAAUACUUAUAAUCCACCUCGGUUUGGAGUGCUUACUAUUUCACAGAGCAUGGUAAGCAGCUGCGAGAAGUACGAAGUUUCCCAGUGGACACUAAAGAUCGGCAAAAUUUUGACGACACGUCAGAUGAAAUCUGUCAAAAACAAUUUCUACAAGUUAGCAAAAAGGGUACUUCGUAUCUCUUUUUGUGGUUUUGCCCAAAACAUGGACAUUGCCUUGGUUUUCAUAUUAUUCCUGGAUCUGAAGGGCGCAAAGAUCCGGCAGCACCAUU
Molecule: messenger RNA, 2262 nt
Organism: Hydractinia symbiolongicarpus
Lineage: Eukaryota; Metazoa; Cnidaria; Hydrozoa; Anthoathecata; Hydractiniidae
Exons: 9
Coding region: 1-1752 (583 amino acids)
Source: RefSeq, a predicted model, not a curated record